AUGUCGUCAUUUCCCUCAGCUUCCCCGGAGGCGUUGAACCGAUCCUCCCCCAGCGAGAACUCUCCGAAGAGUGUACAACCUACUGUCCCCGCUACCGCCCCGCGUCCUCCGCCCAGCGACUCCGCUACUGCGCGGAGCUGUGUAACCUGUCGCCGUCGCAAAGUCCGCUGUAACAAGCGUUCGCCUUGCUCCAAUUGUAUCAAGGCUGGCACCGAGUGUGUCUUCCCACCGCCUGGCCGUGCCCCACGAAAAUCAAGGCGCCAACCCGAUGUUGAUCUCCAAGCCCGGUUGCGCCGUCUGGAGGGCUUUAUCGCGCAGUUGAGUGAGAAAGGUGCGGAUGUCAACGUCUCACCUUCCCAGAUAGCUGCCUCCUUCUCGUCUGCCACGACGGCCAGCACUACCUCACCUGGUGCGAAGGAUUCUACGUCUACAAACAUCAAUGGUCAGGAUGCAUUGUGUCCAUUUGAGGAUAAUGAUCCCAAGAAGCUUGUGCCACGCAAGUUCGAGAAUGAGUUUGGAAGACUGGUCAUCGAUGAAGGCCGUAGUCGAUAUGUGAGCAACCGGCUAUGGGCCAGUCUCGGGGAUGAGGUACAAGAACUUCAAGAUAUUUUGGAUCACACUUCGUCUGACGAAGAGGAGGACCUGUCUCCUGAAUCCACCCCCUCAAGCACACAUGAGGGCUUCCUUUUCGGUUACCAUUCCUUGGCACAUUCGUUGCUCGAGUACCAUCCACCGUAUCAGAAAGUCUCCCAAUUUUGGGAAGUUUAUAAAGAGAACGUCGCUCCUUUAAUUACGAUUCUACACAAGCCCACCGUGAGAAACCUCCUGGUUGAGGCGGCCCAGCACCCAGAGUCCUUGGACAAGAAUUCAGAAGCUUUAGUCUUCACCAUCUACUUGUCUGCUGUGGUCAGUUUAAAGCCCGAUGAAUGUUAUGCAAUGUUUGGAGAGGAUCGAAAGAUGGCAGUGCGUCGUUAUCGAUUCGCUGUGGAACAGGCCCUGUCAAGAGCCGGCUUUCUUAAUACUCAAAGCUUGGUGCUUUUACAGGCUGCUGUCCUUUUCAUAGUCUGUGUCCGUCGGGAAGAUGAUUCCAAAUUUGUUUGGUCUUUGGAUGCCCUCGUUCUGCGUCUUGCUCAGGGGCUAGGUAUUCACCGUGACGGAACCCAGUUUGCGCUGAAGCCAUUUGAAACAGAGAUGCGCCGUCGGCUUUGGUGGCACAUCUGUCUCAUGGAUAUGAGGUCAUCCGAGGAUCAUGGAACCGAUCCACUCAUUCAUGAGAGCAUGUAUGAUACUCGGUUGCCUUUGAAUGUCAAUGAUGAUGACAUCUGGCCUGAAAUGACCGAAGCCCCAGCAGAGCGAGUUGGAUGCACCGAAAUGACCUUUUGUCUUGUUCGUUGUGAGAUCACGAAUGCGUUACGGCGAGCGAACUAUACCUGCCCUGGUAGCCGGUUUCGGAUUGGAGAUUCAUCUCCAUCUAUUGAGCGCUAUGAGCGACUAAUUAGGAUCAUCAACGAUCGUGUUGAGGAGCGCUACAUUAAACACUGCAACGUGGAGGUUCCUAUACAAUGGGUCGCUGCUACAGUAGGGAGACUGGUCCUUGCCAAAAUGUGGUUGAUUGUUCAUCAUCCCAUGACACGAAGAGACCGCAGCGUCCCAGUGUCUCCAGAAGUUCGUGAGGGUCUAUUCACGACUGCCAUUGAACUUCUUGAGUUUGGUCGAGUGCUCGAACAGGAUCCCAAAACAUGCAAAUGGGGAUGGCUGUUUCGAACCAACAUGCAGUGGCAUGGUGUUGCAUUCGUGUUGUCCGAAAUAUGUGUGCGGCCAAUCUGCCCUGUCACAGAUCGGGCCUGGAACGCUGUUCACUCAUUAUACUCCGAUUGGAUGAAUGAGGCAACCCAUAGAAAGGGUAUGCUUUGGCGCCCAUUAGAGGCUUUGAUGAAACGGGCUACCGCUACUCGGGCCAAGCAAAAAGAGGAGCUGAAUCAGAAGUAUGGAGAAAACAAUCCACCCUCGUUUAAUGCUUCUGCGCCGAAUUUUACACCUGAUCACCGCCACCCUCUUCAUCAAACCCACCUUCCUUUGGAUUCUCAGUCUAUCCCGUCAUCGCAGCCAAAUAACAUUCCAAUCGCUAAUGGACCUGAAAAUAUCGAUUUGACUGGGGGGGCCUUGGGAUACAUUACGCAGUAUCUUCCCUGA
Molecule: messenger RNA, 2193 nt
Organism: Penicillium malachiteum
Lineage: Eukaryota; Fungi; Ascomycota; Eurotiomycetes; Eurotiales; Aspergillaceae
Product: putative C6 transcription factor
Exons: 2
Coding region: 1-2193 (730 amino acids)
Biological process (GO): DNA-templated transcription; regulation of DNA-templated transcription
Molecular function (GO): DNA binding; DNA-binding transcription factor activity, RNA polymerase II-specific; zinc ion binding
Source: RefSeq, a predicted model, not a curated record